Molecule: messenger RNA, 1854 nt
Organism: Helianthus annuus (common sunflower)
Lineage: Eukaryota; Viridiplantae; Streptophyta; Magnoliopsida; Asterales; Asteraceae
Product: transcription initiation factor TFIID subunit 6
Exons: 12
Coding region: 178-1764 (528 amino acids)
Biological process (GO): RNA polymerase II preinitiation complex assembly; transcription initiation at RNA polymerase II promoter
Cellular component (GO): SLIK (SAGA-like) complex; SAGA complex; transcription factor TFIID complex
Molecular function (GO): RNA polymerase II general transcription initiation factor activity; transcription coactivator activity; protein heterodimerization activity
Source: RefSeq, a predicted model, not a curated record
AAAUAGUAGUAUUUUUAAAAGUGCAUAAAGAGACCGACGGGUGGGCCGUUCCUGUGCUCUGGUCGGAUCCCCAAAUCGAAAUAUACCCAAAUUGAAUUUCCCCAAAAGCGAGAGGCAGAUUUUGUUGGAGAAAGAAAGGAUCUGCUGCAGGGGAAUUGAAGGAAGGAAGGAAGGAAGAUGAGCGUGGUAGAGAAAGAAAGCAUUGAAGUCAUCGCACAAAGCAUCGGCGUGACCAAUUUAUCCCCCGAUGUCUUGCCUUCUCUCGCCGCCGAUAUCGAAUACCGAGUUCGCGAGAUCAUGCAGGAGGCUAUAAAAUGUAUGCAUCAUGCAAAGCGGACUGCUAUGAUUUCAGAUGAUGUUGAUAGUGCUCUCGAAUUAAGAAAAAUGGAGCCCAUAUAUGUUGCUGCAUCUGGGAAUUCUUUGCGAUUCAAAAGAGCCACCAGGAGUAGGGAUUUGUUCUAUGUUGAGGACAAGGAUCUUGAAUUUAGAGAGGUGAUUGAAGCCCCUCUUCCAAAAGCCCCUCUAGAUACCACAGUCGUCAAUCACUGGCUGGCUAUUGAAGGGGUACAACCUGCUAUUCCUGAAAAUGCUCCACUUGAAGUGCUCGUAGCCCCGUAUGACAAUAGGAAACCUGAUUGCAAGGAAGACGACAUUAAAACUCCUGUCAAACAUGUGCUCUCGAUAGAGCUUCAGCUUUACUUUGAAAAGAUAACGGACCUCACCGUAAGUCGAUCAAACUCAGUUAUUUUCAACAAAGCGCUCUUGAGCUUGGCGACUGAUGCAGGGCUCCAUCCUUUGGUUCCUUAUUUCAUAUAUUUUGUUGCUGAAGAGGUGACUCGUAAUUUAAACAACUUCCAACUUCUUUUUGCUUUAAUGCGCCUUGUGAGGAGUCUUCUACAGAAUCCAUACCUGCACAUUGAACCAUAUCUGCACCAACUGAUGCCGUCUGUCAUGACAUGCCUCGUUGCAAAAAGCUUGGGGAAUAAGUUAACUGAUAACCACUGGGAACUUAGAAACUUUACAGCUAAUCUGGUGGCUUUAAUAUUCAGAAGGUUUGGGUAUGGCUAUCAUAAUCUCCAAUUACGUGUGACUAGGACUCUUCUUCAUUCUUUUUUGGAUCCAGCAAAAGCAUUUCCCCAGAAUUAUGGUGCUAUAAAAGGGAUGACUGCCAUCGGACCGCAAGUGGUUCGUAUGCUUUUGCUACCGAAUCUUGACCCGUAUCUACAAUAUAUAGAACCAGAAAUGCAACUAGAGAAGCAAAAAAAUGAGAGCAGGAGACAUGAGGCAUGGCGAGUGCAUGGGGCCUUAACGUGUGCAGCCGGUUUAUGCAUUUACCAUCAACUUAAGAUGAUUCCCAAUUUAUUAUCUCCACCUCUACAUAAUAGCACUUGGAAGAGAAAUGGGAAACUCGGGAUAGCAAACCCAAACAAACGGAAGGCGACGGGCAUGAUGGAUCAGCCACUUAAAAAAGUAGCAACACCUGAGGGGUCGCAUUUGGUUAAGGUAGAGAUGCAAGGAGGCAGCAGUGGGUUUUCAAUAACGCGUGGGGGCUCGGAUACUGGGUUACCAAGGUUUUUACCGAAUGACAACAUGCCAGGUGGUGGGAGAAGGGAUAGGUUCGGUCAAAUGUCUUCGGUGGCUGUGUCCCGAGCAUGGAAAAAGGAGACGAAUGCUGGACACUUGCUUCCCAAACUAUAUGAUCUUUUUGGUGAAAGCAUGUUUCCUUUUGUACCUUCACCAGAAUUGUGCAACUUUCACUUGUAAUUGUUGUUAGGUAAUAAAUAAAUAUGAAAUGUAAUGCAUCACAAUUUGAAACGUAUUCUUAAUUUUCAAUCUUCAACUCCUUUCCUUGCA